Molecule: messenger RNA, 1026 nt
Organism: Molossus molossus (Pallas's mastiff bat)
Lineage: Eukaryota; Metazoa; Chordata; Mammalia; Chiroptera; Molossidae
Product: endoplasmic reticulum mannosyl-oligosaccharide 1,2-alpha-mannosidase-like
Exons: 5
Coding region: 370-1026 (218 amino acids)
Source: RefSeq, a predicted model, not a curated record
UGGCUUCUGAGCAGGUGCAGGUCCCGCGGGGACUGAGCCCCAGCGGCGCGUUGCAGCGUGUUUCUCCGCGGCUCACGUCCCGGGACAGAGCGGACUCCACGCCCGUGUCCACCCUCAUCUUCCCUGUCCAAGUGCAUCCCGUCACCGGCACUGCCGGCCCAGCCGAAGGAACUGCCCCCGUUCAGAAGCGAGAGACCUGCACACGGGACCUGCCGAGUGUCUCCCUGUCCUCACGGAGGCGGCCCCGGGGGAAGAGAUUUCUAGCUGUGUUCUUGUCAGUAAAGACUGUUCCUCUCCGCCCUCCCUUAGAGAUGGAAGCAGCUGUCGAGGUUACAGAGGAACGUGAUUCUCUUCAUCCUGGCCUUUCUGAUGCUCUGUGGGCUCCUGCUCUACAUCAGCGUGGCCGACCCGUGGAAAGCCCCGAACGACAGGGCAGCGGGAGAGCAGGUGCCGAGGCCAGCAAACCCGCCGGUCCUGCCAGCUCCUCAGAAGGCAGACGCUGACCCAGGACACGGCCCGGGGCUGUCACCUCAGAAGCCUCCAAGGCAUGUGCAGCGGGGACCCCCCAACCUGCAGAUCAGAGCCCCCAGUAAACACCGGGAGGACAGGAGUCAGGAUGACACCAAGCAGCGGGAAGAGGCGCUGGCCACGGCUCACCAGGACGAAGUCCCGCGGAGAACGGUGGUCAGCUGGCGGGGAGCAGUGAUCGAGCCGGAGCAGGGCACCCAAGUCCCUUCCAGAAAGGCAGACGCUCCCACCAGGCCGUCCCGGGAGGCCCCCAGCCUUCAGAACCAAGCAGGUGCGGCCCCCUCUGCACCCCGGGCCCCUGGGCAUCCUGCGGGAGAGGACGUGCCGGACGAGGCCGUGGAGGAGGUGACACGGCGCGUCCACUCCCUGCCGGGGAAGGACGGGCUGGGGCCCAUGUUCACCAACACGCACAGCGGCCUCUUCACUGAGCCUGGUGCUGAGCGCGGUCUGGGUCUGGCUGCGGGGCCCCAGCUCCCCCCGGCAUGGUCCCCUCGGUAG